AUGGGUUUGGACGACGACGUCGCUGUCGGUCGCGAUGACCUGAUUGUUGACGGCGAGGGUGAGGUUGGUGAGGUUGACCGAAGUGACACCGAGUCGAAAGAGGAUGCAGCUUUGCUGCGAACAAUGGGCUACAAGCCGGUCCUGCACCGGACAUACACCUUAGUCGAGAACUUCGCAACGACCUUUGCGGCGCUCUACUUCGUCGGUGGUGUGCGCGUCACCUACAGCACCGGUAUCGCUGCUGGGGGCAAUCUCGCCUACUGGACGAGUUACCUAGUCACCAUGGUCUUCACAUUCAUCACGGCUGCCGUCAUCGCAGAGGUGUGCUCGGCCUCUCCGUCAGCGGGCUCGAUCUAUCUCUGGGCGGCCGAGGCUGGUGGUCCUCGAUUUGGUCGGCUUCUGGGAUUUAUUGUUGCGUGGUGGAGUACUACCGCUUGGACGACGUUCUGUGCGAGCAAUACCCAAGCUGCGGCCAACUACAUGCUUUCCGAAUUGACUGUGUUCAAAGUCGACUUUCCUACUGAUACCAGCGAUAUCAAGUUCCGCGCUGUCCAAUGGAUCUGCACCGAGGUGCUGCUCGCCCUCGCUGCGCUGUUGAACUUCCUGCCUCCCCGAUACUUCAAAUGGGUCUUCUGGCUUUCUGCCAUGAUCGUCAUGCUAGACUUCCUGAUGAACGUGAUCUGGCUGCCUAUUGGAGCCCAUGACACCUGGGGAUUCCGCACGGCCCAUGAAGCCUUCAUGACCACCUACAACGCCACCGGCGCCCCCGCGGGCUGGAACUGGUGUCUGUCUUACCUCGCCACCGCGGGUAUCUUGAUUGGAUUCGAUGCGUCGGGCCACGUGGCGGAGGAGACGAAGAAUGCCUCGAUAACUGCUGCGCGGGGCAUCUUCUGGAGUACAGUUGUUAGUGGAUUCGGUGGAUUGGCUACGAUUAUUCUGUUCUUGUUCUGCGCGCCGGACAACAAUACCCUAAUGGAAUUCGGGUCCCCGCAACCGUUCGUGCCUCUCUAUGCCGUGGUUCUAGGCAAGGGCGGCCAUGUCGUGAUGAACGUGGUCUGCAUUCUCGCUCUGUGGCUGGUCAGAAUGAUCCCCUCCCCGUUUCUAGCCACGCUGCUAACAUUAUCCGCAGAACACCGCCAUCGCCAUCAUCGCAGCCUCCCGCCUCGUCUUCGCCGUCGCCCGCGACGGCGUGCUCCCCUCUCGGGCUGGGUCUCCAAAGUGCAUGGGGGCCAGCCGCGCAAUGCAGUCAUUGUUGUCUGGGCCGUUGCGGCUUUUAUCACAUGCACCAUUCUCCCCUCGAAUGUGGCAUUCACGUCGCUCGUCUCCGCAGCCGGCGUGCCUAGCGCCGCCGCCUAUGGACUCAUCUGUCUCGGGCGGCUGGUCUGCACCCCGAAACGGUUCCCCACGCCGCAGUGGAGUUUGGGGAAGUGGAGCAAGCCGUUCCAGUUUAUCGGCGUUUUCUGGAAUGGAUGGGUGGUGGCUGUGUUGUUCUCGCCAUAUGAGUUCCCUGUGACGGGGCAGACCCUGAACUAUGCCCCGAUUAUCAUGGCUGGGGUAACUAUCCUCGCGCUGGUCUCGUACUUCGUGAUGCCGGAGGAUGCGUGGCUCCCGCGCGACCGGAUCGCGCACUUUGUUGAUAGCAAGGGUGCAGCGGAGACGGUGGAGGAGGUGGGAGAGCAAUGA
Penicillium lagena is the source of this 1683-nucleotide messenger RNA. Its product is annotated as putative amino acid permease. NCBI's taxonomy places the organism in Eukaryota, Fungi, Ascomycota, Eurotiomycetes, Eurotiales, Aspergillaceae. The coding region runs from base 1 to 1683 and encodes 560 amino acids. Gene Ontology annotation, cellular component: membrane. The transcript has 9 exons. Gene Ontology annotation, biological process: transmembrane transport. The record is from RefSeq and is a predicted model, not a curated record. Gene Ontology annotation, molecular function: transmembrane transporter activity.